Messenger RNA from Lasiosphaeria miniovina, 483 nucleotides. RefSeq lists its product as uncharacterized. NCBI's taxonomy places the organism in Eukaryota, Fungi, Ascomycota, Sordariomycetes, Sordariales, Lasiosphaeriaceae. The transcript is spliced from 2 exons. The record is from RefSeq and is a predicted model, not a curated record. Bases 1 to 483 code for a protein of 160 amino acids.
AUGUUACCAACCGCCCUCUUCCUCCGGGCUGUCCUGGCUCUCGCCGGCGCCUGCCUCGCCAUGCCGUCGGCGUACCACAUGUUCCCUCGGGUCAUGGUGCCACAGACACAUUACGAGGUGCUGAGCAUGCGGGCCUCGACACAGGUCAACCCGCGGGCGGCCCUCGACACGCGAUGUAUCGACAGGAAUGCCCGCAUCGUGUUCCACGACCAGAACGUGGCCGAGCUGGACAUUUGCGGCGGUAUCGCCGGCGCCGUGACCAAGUGCGGCGGCCAGCCGGGGCCGUCGACGACGGGCCGCUCUGGCACCGCCCUGUUCACGCUCCGCGCCGCCGACGCAGGCGCUACCAUCAACAUCUCCAAGGGCCGCUGGGAGCAGUGCGUGCGCGCCGCCCGCUCCGUGUGUCCCACUGGCAGCCUGGCCGCCACGUGUGUUGGUGGCGCUACCUCGGGCAAUGUCGCGUUUACGCUCACGCCUAUAUGA